This is a messenger RNA of Salarias fasciatus (jewelled blenny), 5173 nucleotides long. RefSeq names its product amyloid beta (A4) precursor-like protein 1 (gene aplp1). The record is from RefSeq and is a predicted model, not a curated record. Lineage: Eukaryota; Metazoa; Chordata; Actinopteri; Blenniiformes; Blenniidae. Gene Ontology annotation, biological process: axonogenesis; central nervous system development. Gene Ontology annotation, cellular component: Golgi apparatus; plasma membrane. Bases 190 to 2322 code for a protein of 710 amino acids. The transcript has 17 exons. Gene Ontology annotation, molecular function: heparin binding; alpha-2B adrenergic receptor binding; alpha-2C adrenergic receptor binding.
UUGGUUCUGUCAGCCUUCAUCCUCAUAACAGCCCGGGCUGCCAUUGGAGAGCCGCUGGCGAGAGGAGGAAGACGCAGGAGAUUUCCGACCAUCACUCCGGCUCAUGUAACCAGGCGGCCUAUGUUGGACCCAGUCGUCUUUCAAUAGCAACUUCGUCAGAAAAAGAGAGAAAAGGAAAAGGGGGAGAAAAUGGGACGUACCGCAAUUCCUAUAUUGAUGGCUGUAUUGUCCUUUUGCGUGCGGGAAAACGUCGAGGCCCUGGCCAUGACUGAGGUGAACGGUCCGGAACCCCAGCUGGCAGAACCGCAGAUCGUCAUGUUCUGCGGCCGUCAGCUCCUGCACAUGAACAUCCAGACCGGCCAGUGGGAGCCGGAUCCUCAGGGCCGCCAGGGCUGCUUCAAAGAGCCCAGCGAAUUCCUGUCCUACUGUCAGGAGAUGUACCCAGCGCUUCCCAUCUCCCAUAUAGAGGAGUCCAAAAGACCGGUCACCAUCCCCGGCUGGUGCAAGAAGGGCUGGGGCCACUGCCAGACUCACCCCUUCAUCGUCCUGCCCUACCGCUGUCUGGAGGGCGAGUACGUGAGCGAGGCCCUGCUGGUGCCCGACCGAUGCCGCUUCCUCCACCAGGAGCAGAUGGAUGCUUGUGAGAGUUACGUCUACUGGCACAACAUCGCAAAGGAGGAAUGCGCGGCAGACAAUCUGGAGCUUCACAGCUACGGCAUGCUGCUGCCGUGCGGCGACCACUACCGCGGCGUGGAGUACGUGUGCUGCCCGGGCCGCGCCGGUCCGAGCGGGAAAGGAGAGACAGAGGAGAGAGACGCCUCCGCCGGUGCUCAGACGCUCACAUCUCAGACCAGUGGAAAACUCAGCUCUGUCACCAAAGUGACGGCGCCCACUCCGAGCCCCUCUCCCGACACCGAGGUGGACGAGGCCGACAUGGAAGAGGAGGAUGACGAAGUGGUGGAAGAAGAGGAGGAGGAAGAGGAGGAGGAAGUCGACGAGGAGGAGGCCGAAGAGGAGGAAGAUGAGGAGGCGAUAGUUGUGAAGGACCCGGAAGAGUAUGAGUACCCCAUCGACUCGGGUCCCUACCAAACCUCAGACUACUUGGACUCCUACUACUAUGAGAACAGCCACAAGCCCACCACCUCCUCGCCCCUGAUGAAGGGAGACGGCCGUGAGUUGGCCACGCCUCGGCCCACCGACGGGGUCGACGUCUAUUUUGAAAAGCCGGUCGACGACACCGAGCACGCCAACUUCCUGCGCGCCAAAACGGACCUGGAGGAGCGCAGGAUGAAGCGCAUCAACGCGAUUAUGAAGGAAUGGGCUGAAGCUGACAAUCAAUCAAAAAAUCUGCCAAAGUCAGAGCGACAGGCCCUGAAUGAGCACUUUCAGUCUGUGCUGCAGACGCUGGAGGAGCAGGUGGCCGCAGAGCGACAGAGGCUGGUGGAGACUCACCUGGCCAGAGUUGAGGCCAUCCUCAACAACAACCGCCAGCUGGCCCUGGAGAACUACCUGACUGCUGUACAGUCUGAUCCGCCCCAGCCGGAGCGCGUGCUGCAGGCGCUGAAGCGCUACAUGGCGGCGGAGCAGAAGGACCGCAGGCACACGCUGAGGCACUACCAGCACAUUGUGGCCGUUGACCCCCAGAAGGCCGAGCAGAUGAAAUUCCAGGUUUACACGCAUCUCCAUGUGAUCGAGGAGAGGAUGAACCAGAGCCUCGCGCCGCUGUACAAGGAUCCCACCCUGGCCGAGGAGCUGCACAAUGACAUCCAGGAGCUGGUGAAAGCCGAACGGGGAGACAUCAGCGAGCUGAUGACCACCUCCUUCUCCGAGACCCGCACCACCGAGGAGCUGCUCCCCGCCGAGAGCGAGGAGGAGAAGGACGACGAGGAGGAGGAGGAGAGGGCCUUCCAGAACAGACCGUAUCCUCCUCGCAUCGAUCUGCAGUCUAAUAAGAAAGAGGAUGAAUAUGAUUACACCACAUCUGAGCGAGGCCCCACUUAUGAGUAUGAGGAGAAGAUCAACACCUCUGCAGAGCUGAAGCAGGUCGUCAAGCCCAAUGAGAUUGCAAGAGAUGAGCUGCAACCCGAUGCCUUGGAGACGUUUAACCGCGGCGCCAUGGUGGGCUUGCUGGUGGUGGCCGUGGCCAUCGCCAUGGUGAUGGUAAUCAGCCUGCUGCUGGUGCGCAGGAAGCCGUACGGCACCAUCAGCCACGGCAUCGUAGAGGUCGACCCCAUGCUGACGCCGGAAGAACGGCAGCUCAACAAGAUGCAGAAUCACGGCUACGAAAACCCCACCUACAAAUUCUUUGAACAGAUGAACUGAAGGACUGGGGCAUCCCACAAGUCAUGCCUGACCUCCUGUGUUGUCCCCUCCCCACACACACACACACACACACACACACUCCUCGCUGCCGUCCUUUCAGUGGCGUCCCAGCCACGCCCCCUUUCAUGGAUUUGUAACAUGCAGGAACAAAAAAAAAGUCACUGAAAUAAGUAAGGAAAACAUCCCAAACUCAUUGUAAAUGACCCAACAGCAACCUAUCGACAUUACCAGAGUGUGAAUAAGCCCCACAUCACCUGUCGUAAUGUAGUACUUCUCUGGGUUAGAGUGUGAGGAGUGUUUCGUUGCAUUGGCGGCGCCACAUCUCAUAACCCUGAAAAGCUUCAGCUCACCCCUGUGGCAUGACUUGACCUGUUGCUCCUCCGUCGCUCCUCACUAGAAACUGAAUUUGAACGGUGCAUAAUGCUUUAUAGUAUUUAUUUUCAGUAGUAGUCUCUUUGUUCAAAUUGUACCACAGUUAGAUAUAAAGUAUCUGUGUAGAUGAGUGUGAAUGACAGCCGACUUUAAAUCAUUGCGCGAUACCAAUUUUUUUUUCGUUUUCUUUUUCUUUUUUUUUUUCUGGGGGGGGGUUAAAAAAACAAAUACGCUGAGUGAUAAAAGGGCGAUUACCAAACUUACCUCCAUGAAUUCACAAGCAUGACACAACCCCUGUAACAUGAAGACACGCCCGUUAAAUCAGGAUGUGAAGAUUUGAUUUUGUGAAAUCAAACUCGAUACAGAGCUCCGUGCUGGUGGUGCAACAAUCACCUUGUUUUUGUCUUCUGAGGUUCCACCCUCAGUAUUAUUAUUAUUAUCAUGAUUAUUAUUACUACCAUUCAUUAUUUGGCAAAAUAUACCAAAUGUUUCAUUUAGCCAACUCCGUCAGUGAAUGGGUUCGUUUUAUUUGUUCUGCUAUCUAAAGAACCAUAAAACAGGAUAAUGAAAAAGUCUGUUGUUUUAAUGAAAGCAUGACAACUUGGUGUAUGAUGCUGCUGUAUUUAUUUGUGUUGUUCCUGUCAUUGCUUUUGAAAAAGUCAGAAAUGUCACCGUUCAAAAUGGACACUGUAAAUAACGUAAGAAAUACAUACUACUACUAGAUGUAGACAUUUCUAUGAUUAAUUUGCAUUGAUGUAAUGGAAUAAUACAUAAAAAUAGUACAUUGUGCUGUUACGAGAAGGAGAAACAUUUUCCUAACAUGGCUGAUUGAAAACGGACUGUUGUAAAAACCAGCACAAGACAACGACACAGCAACUACUUUCUGAAUGUAUUUAAGGUAGAUGUUGAGAAUCCAUCCUCUUUUCAGUGAAACGCAUCGUUCCCCACCUAGUAGACCUCAGUAGGAGUUAGUGAAGCUCGACACAUCCAGCCGAUCGGGCGCCCGAUGCCCUCCUCGUCACGUCGUGUAGCAUCGUCACGUUUAGAGAAGGGGGGGGGGUGAAGAGAGGGGCGCUGUCAGAGCAAUGUGAAGUUUCAGUGUGUGCAGUGACCUAAAGACACACCGCACUCUGGCAUGAUAGCAGUGAAACAGUCUGCCAGUUCCCACAUCUUUAAAGUCAGCAGCAUUUAGUGCUCGUUCUCUAUAGAUGCUAUAUUUAAGUUACUUUUCUCAUGAAAGAAGCUUUUCACCAAACGACUCGCUGUAGUUUGUCAUAUUUAUGAUAGACUUAGAAUCCUGUAGAAGUAAGCUCAAAGAAGGGAUUGUUUCCCUUUUUCUUUCUUUUCUUGUCAUUUUUCUGGCUGAAUGUCGUACCUGCGUUCUGUGUCACUCUGAUUUCCUUUCGCCACUCGAGUCCGUCGGACCACAUUGGUUAAGAAAGGUCACAUUGUGGGAUGUUGCUUUUGGUUCAUCGGUCUUUACCUAUAUGCUAUAGAUAAUCCAUACCAAAAUCCAGUUAAAUUUUUAUUUAUCUGUGGUGGAUGUGAUCCUGUAUAAACCUGCAUCUGUUCAUUUGGAGAAAAGACGGUUUUAUGUGUGACUUCUGUUCUUCUGUGCGAAGCAGACUUUUGAGUUUUCGGUUGAGCAUUAGUUUUGCGUUGGUCUUGUUCGGCAGGUUGAUUGCAGGCUGCAGCUGCGUUAUGAUGACGGGUGAAGAGAAGUCGAAGCCCUUGUAUAAUUUGUACAGCUACGUUAGUGAAUGAAAAACAUUGUAUGUUCACAGUUUAAGUCAGUUGAUCUUGUAAUGAUACUACUGAAACCAUAGAUGAGAAUAAGCUUGCCUGUGUUUCCCAAAACCACUGAAGGUUUCCUACCAGCAUUUAGCAGACUUAGAAUGGUGUAAACUGUAGUUACUCAAAUCACAUUUGUACUUAACGUCCUCCGUCUGAUUCUAGACUUCUUUGUUGGUCUGUCCCCCUACUUCCCCCCGAUGAAAUAUAAACAAUGUUAUUGAGAUUUUAAUUGCUGCAUCAUUGCCUUUUACAAUGCUGUGUUUUGGAUGUAAUCUGUAUUUUUUAUUUAUAUGUAAUAAUCAGUUGGAUCAAGGGUCAUGCUUUUCACAUUCGCGAUGUAAUUUUAGAAGCUUGUGUGAGACAAACACUGACAGGUUGAUGACGUUAAUGUGAAACACGGACCGACACGUGGCCUCUGCCUAAUUGACGAGGAGCGGCACUAAGCACAAGUAGAACUAAAUUUCUCUGUGUGUACAGGUUGCUAAAUGUUAGACAUUUGAUUCUGUCUGAUUUUAAUCGUACCGUAUAAUUCCCGGGCUGUUGAUUGUAUUACUGAGAGAGCUGUUCUUCAUUUCCAUUCAGAUCUUUAACCAAAGACAUGCUCCAUAAAUAAUCAGACAGAUAAUCUAAUUUGGCAAAGAUGUUUUCUGUGUAACUGUAGUGCAAGCAAUCUGACAAAUUAAAA